AUGUCCUCUAAUAUAGGUUCCACAAAGGAUUCCCCGAGAAAUUUAAAGGCUCGCGACAUAAGUGUGUAUUUUUCAGGCAUCGAUGGGCCGAGCGGGACCAUUGCUCAAGCUCAUGUACUCAGGGAUAGCCGCAUAAUAUUUAACUCAUCCGAAAGGUGGGUGGACGGAUCACAGUCUGAAUCAUUCGACAUAGUGACAGUGCACGAGAUCGGGCAUGCGCUCGGUCUUGGUCAAUCCAAUGUUCCUGGGGCUGUGAUGUAUUAUGACUAUGGUGAUUAUGGUGCUGUGAGGAGAAACUUAACCCCUGAUGACAUCAACGAAAUCAAACAUUUGUAUAAUCACCAUAAUCAUACAAAUGGUUGA
Striga hermonthica is the source of this 363-nucleotide messenger RNA. The record is from the annotation of a GenBank genome assembly. Lineage: Eukaryota; Viridiplantae; Streptophyta; Magnoliopsida; Lamiales; Orobanchaceae.